UUUGUUUGUUUUACUGUUUGAAUGAGACGGAGGAAGAAGGAGGAAGAAGACUCACCGGAGUGACGGUUGAAGUCUUGAGCUGGCAACAUGACACCAACCGCCGUAACAACUGUUUCUAACUAAAGUCUGAUAAACGUUGUCAAAGUUUCAGAGCUGUGUUACCCUCAAAACUCGGUUUAUAAAGCGAGUUUUUAAAGGCAGGCUCACUAGACAUCCAGUAAACGGCAGCGAUGUCUCAGUCUGGAGAGAAAGGGAAGUUCCCAGAAUCAGCAGGUUAUGUAGGGUUUGCCAACCUCCCGAACCAAGUGCAUCGAAAAUCAGUGAAAAAAGGGUUUGAAUUUACCCUCAUGGUUGUAGGGGAGUCUGGUUUGGGCAAAUCAACACUUAUAAACAGCCUGUUUCUCACUGAUCUCUACCCUGAACGCUACAUCCCUGGUGCCGCAGAGAAGAUUGAGAGGACGGUGCAGAUUGAGGCGUCAACUGUGGAGAUCGAGGAGAGAGGAGUGAAGCUCCGCCUCACCGUGGUCGACACCCCUGGAUAUGGCGACGCCAUCAACAGCCAGGACUGCUUCAAGACCAUCAUCCAGUACAUCGACAAUCAGUUUGAGCGAUACCUCCACGAUGAGAGCGGCCUGAACCGAAGACACAUAGUGGACAACAGGGUGCACUGCUGCUUCUACUUCAUAUCUCCGUUUGGACACGGUCUGAAGCCUCUGGAUGUGGAGUUUAUGAAGGCCAUCCACAGCAAAGUCAACAUAGUCCCAGUCAUUGCCAAGGCCGACACACUGACACUGAAGGAGAGGGAUCGCCUGAAGAGGAGGAUCCUGGAUGAGAUCGCAGAGCACGGGAUCAGAAUUUAUCAGCUACCUGACGCCGACUCUGACGAGGAUGAGGAGUUCAAGGAGCAGACCAGAGUCCUGAAGGCGAGCAUUCCCUUUGCUGUGAUUGGCUCCAACCAGCUGAUUGAGGUGAAGGGGAAGAAGAUCCGUGGUCGUCUCUACCCCUGGGGAGUUGUUGAAGUGGAGAACCCCGAGCACAAUGACUUCCUCAAACUACGCACCAUGCUUGUGACCCACAUGCAAGACCUCCAGGAGGUAACUCAGGAUCUGCACUAUGAGAACUUCCGCUCAGAGAGGCUGAAGAGAGCGGGCAGGGCUGUGGAUGAGGAAGUGGUGGAUAAAGACCAGAUCCUGCUACAGAAAGAGGCCGAGCUGAGACGCAUGCAGCAGAUGAUUGCUCAGAUGCAGGCACAGAUGAAGAUGAAAUCAGAUGAGUGAAAGAGUCACAGCAGAAGGGAAACACGAUGAUCCUAACCCUCUCAUCAUACACACACACCUGGUCGUCCUUUGAAUCCAUCCAUCCCUGCCUGCCGCCACGCUGCAGAUCCACCAGGAGUCCAGGUAUCCAGGAUCUUUAAUCUGCACACCACCACCUCUUCAUCCUCUUCUUCUUCUUCUCUACAAUCAUCCAUCCAUCAGCUGUUCAGGAGCUUCUUGAACAUCUUGACUCCACCUGCAAUCCACAUAUAGAUCUCGCUGUUUAUCUUAUUUUGUGUUUGCUGAGUUGGACCGCAAAAAAUUUACAAAGCGGUGAACGUAAACAUGUUUUAAUACUGGAUGAUUAUCAUAAUUCAUAUCUGUUAUCUAGUCUUUAAUCUUAAUUAUGACUCCACAGAGCCGCCAGUGACCAUGGUACUAAGAGGUUUUGCCAUCACACUAUCAUGUUUACAAAUAUAUAUAUAUAUAUAUAUAUAUAUAUAUAUAUAUAUAUAUAUGAAUUGUGUAUUGUAUUCAAAUAGAUGGCACCAUUUUCCAGUUAUUUUGCUAUCAGAUUAAGACUGUUUUGAACAUAUUUUAACU
Molecule: messenger RNA, 1859 nt
Organism: Sebastes umbrosus (honeycomb rockfish)
Lineage: Eukaryota; Metazoa; Chordata; Actinopteri; Perciformes; Sebastidae
Exons: 12
Coding region: 231-1277 (348 amino acids)
Biological process (GO): cytoskeleton-dependent cytokinesis; cell division; regulation of exocytosis
Cellular component (GO): synaptic vesicle; cell division site; septin ring
Molecular function (GO): GTP binding; molecular adaptor activity; GTPase activity
Source: RefSeq, a predicted model, not a curated record